GAGAAGAGAGGGACUGGGAGUGUUGUGUGAAAAGAGUGCAGGCCAACGAGCGAGACAAAAGAGGCUGCGGCUGCAUUGAAUGUGCCGGCGGUGUGUCCGUCUCCGAAGCCACAAGCUAACCACAUUUCCCCGUCUCUCUCCGGCAUUUUUUUGCUACACACGGCGGAGAAAUAUCGAAUAGGGGAACCAUUUGUUAUAGCUGGAAGCGCGAAGUUGAGGACUUGGGAAAAAAGAAAGCUCCCCUCCGUCGUAUACCGGGUGUUUCUCCUCUCCUCUCCCCGUCCCUACUACGCGUCGAGCGCGGUGCGGUUUGGGGCUGGAGAUAUCACCCAGAACAAAGGAGACUUGAAGCAAGGAAUGAGUGAGCCGAGACUAGCUUUGCCAUUACCUUUGAAAGCGGGCCAAAUGCCUCUCUGAGACCAACAAUAGUACAUCGGCUGCUCGUAUUUCUCGACGAAGCUUUCCGCCCCAAAAGGGAGAAAGAAGAAGGACAAAAAACGCUCUCGGAGACUCACAAGUCGGCGGCUACAAUGUUUCCUCAAAACCGACCACCGGCUCCUCUCCAGCCACCCCCUGGUUCCUCUGCCUCAGUGGUGGCUGCUGCAGCAGCCGCCGCUGCAGCAGCAUCGGGACCACCCCAGUCACUGAAACUAACAUACCCAGAAACUUUGGACCGCAUCAAGGAGGAGUUUCAGUUCCUGCAGACCCAAUACCACAGUUUGAAGCUGGAAUGUGAGAAACUGGCUACAGAGAAGACAGAGAUCCAGAGACACUACGUUAUGUAUUACGAGAUGUCCUACGGCCUUAACAUUGAAAUGCACAAACAGACGGAGAUUGCCAAGAGGUUGAACGUGAUCUGUGCUCAGCUCAUCCCGUUCCUGUCGCAGGAGCACCAACAACAGGUGGUCCAGGCCAUGGAGCGCGCCAAACAGGUGACCAUGGGGGAGCUAAAUGCUUCGAUAGGGGUACGUGGGCUCCCCCCUCUGCCUCAUAGCCAACAGCUACAGGCACAGCACCUCUCCCAGCAUGCCCAGGGUCUGCCAGUGGGACCACACCCAUCGGGACUGCCCCACCCCAGCCUGGCGCUGGGUGGAGGAUCUGGUCUGCUGGCCCUGUCAGGGGCUCUAGGGGCCCAGCUGGCUGCUAAAGAUGAGAGAGCUCACCUGGAGGCAGCCGCUGCUGCUGCUGCUGCUGCAGAGCACCACAGAGACCGUGAAGCUGGACCAAGCUCUCUGUCCAACGGGGAUAAGGGCCGCUCGGCAGACUACCUCAGCAAUGGGAAGAAGAGGAAGGCUGAUGAGAAGGAGUUCAUGACAGACUAUGGCAGCGAUGCAGAUAAGAGUGAUGAUAAUUUGGUGGUGGAUGAGGACCCGUCAUCCCCUCGCAGCGUGCAAUCCUACUCAUCCAGGGAGAACGGCCUCGACAAAAUGCCCCCAUCCCGUAAGGAAGGCCCCCCACAGGCUAGCCCCACGUCUCUAGCCUCGUCCAGCAGUGCCACCUCACCAUCUCGGGGCAAAGAUGCACCACAGAGGGAGAAGUCCAGCACUCCAGGUAUGAAGCCGGGGACUCCCAUGUCUCAGGAGUCCAACACUCCAGGACCAAGCGGACCUCCACAGUUCAGACCUGUCCCUGGAAAACCUGGUGUUGACCUUGCUCUGGGUCUAAGGAACCCCCUGGCAGUACAGGGAGCAUACCCCCCAGGGGCUUUUGGUCUCCCUCCUCCAGGAGUGAACGGGGACCUGCCUGGGGCGGCAGGUUAUGGCGCUGGUCUCCACUUAGUCUCCCCACAGAUGAACGGAGCUGCAGCAGCGGCAGCGGCAGCUGCAGCAGGAUAUGGACGAUCCCCAGUGGUGGGUUAUGAGUCUCCUCACCCCCAUAUGAGGGUCCCUGGGCUUCCUGCCAGCCUGCAGUCAGCUGCCUCAGGAAAACCCGCCUACUCCUUUCAUGUGAGCGCAGACGGACAGAUGCAGCCGGUGCCCUUCCCCCCCGACGCCCUGCUGGGCCCAGGAAUCCCUCGCCAUGCUCGUCAAAUCCACACCCUGAACCACGGAGAGGUGGUGUGUGCUGUCACCAUCAGCACCUCAACGCGUCAUGUCUACACCGGAGGUAAAGGUUGCGUCAAAGUGUGGGACAUCAGCCAGCCAGGAACCAAGAGCCCCAUGGCCCAGCUGGACUGUCUGAACAGGGAUAACUACAUCCGCUCCUGCAAGCUACUGUCGGACGGUCGAACUUUGAUAGUUGGUGGAGAGGCCAGCACACUGUCAAUCUGGGAUUUAGCCACACCCACUCCUCGCAUCAAGGCUGAGCUGACGUCGUCUGCACCCGCCUGCUAUGCUCUGGCUAUCUCUCCUGAUAACAAGGUGUGCUUCUCCUGCUGCAGCGACGGAAACAUCGUCGUCUGGGACCUUCACAAUCAGACUCUGGUCAGGCAGUUUCAGGGCCACACAGACGGAGCGAGCUGCAUCGACAUCUCCAACGACGGUACCAAACUGUGGACGGGAGGACUGGACAACACGGUGCGCUGCUGGGACCUGCGAGAGGGACGCCAACUCCAACAACACGACUUCACCUCACAGAUCUUCUCUCUGGGUUACUGUCCGACAGGAGAGUGGUUGGCUGUGGGAAUGGAGAGCAGUAAUGUGGAAGUGCUGCAUGUCUCCAAACCAGACAAGUACCAGCUGCACCUCCAUGAGAGUUGUGUUCUUUCUCUCAAGUUCGCCUACUGUGGUAAAUGGUUUGUGAGCACAGGAAAAGAUAACCUCCUGAAUGCAUGGCGGACACCCUAUGGAUCCAGCAUAUUCCAGUCUAAGGAGUCUUCAUCAGUCCUCAGCUGCGAUAUUUCCCCUGAUGACCAGUUCAUCGUCACUGGUUCUGGAGACAAGAAGGCCACAGUCUACGAAGUCAUCUACUGAACUCUUACUGGUUGAAAUAAAACAAACUGAUAACCAAGGGGCAGGGCUUGGCUUCCUCCUGCACCAAUGACUGUACAGAGCGUCUGUGGCAUCGAAAAACACAAGAAACUCGAAUCCUACUUUGUUGUUUUGUUUACGUUUGUGAAAGAAGUGAGAGAGAAAGAGGAGCAAGGGGGCACAAAGUCACAUCUCUGGAUAAAGAAAAACAAAGUGAACUUUGUUUUAAAGCUCUGAGAAUGCUGGUUAGUUUAUAGCUGCGCAAUUGUGGAUUCCUCCAAAGAAAUUUUGUUUUUGUUCCUUUGUUUCCUUUUUUUAACAAAAUAAAACCUCUGUAGUGAACAAGAAAUUAGAAAAAACAUAUUUUUUUAGCCUUUGAAUUUUUUGCAAACAGUUGGACUGCAUCGAUGGGAAAAGACGAGACAUGAGACGGAGGGAGGGCUGAAAGUCUGAAAAUACACUUAAUAUUCUGUGCUGUGUAAGAAGUCUCAGCCUGCAUUAGCCUGGCCUGGAUUGGCCUGGUUCGGCCCAGCUCAGGCCACAGCAUGUGGCCGGUCCUCGGGGGAAGCAGAUGUGUGGCAGAUGGCAGGAUGGUGUGCUGUGAAGUUCCAGCUACUUUUUUUUUUCCUUCUGGUUAAGUUUCAGCAGCGACAUGAUUGUAUCAUCUCCAGUUCAUAUGCCACAACACUGAACAGGGCUCGCUUUUCUCCAAAGUGUCCUGAAUGUUUGUCUUUGUUCCUUUUUUAUUUUGGUUUUCUCUGUGAAUGAACAAAGUCAGACUUAUUCUGAAGAUGUUUUUGGAGAACCAAACCUGGAACACAAAAACCAUAAAACCAAAAGGACUGAAAUCAGUCCAAACAGCUCUGACCAGACUCUCUGGAUAUGGCUUCAUCAUUAUCAUCCUUAACACUCUGCAUUUAAUGUUUUUUUUCUUUUCUAUUUGUUAGGGCACAUAUAGGCAGACAGGUCUUUUUACAGCUGCAUCAUGAAACCUUGAACCGUGCUAUAUAUGGACAUGUAAAUAAAGUUCUCUAAAAGCAAACAAG
Molecule: messenger RNA, 3955 nt
Organism: Cheilinus undulatus (humphead wrasse)
Lineage: Eukaryota; Metazoa; Chordata; Actinopteri; Labriformes; Labridae
Gene: tle2a
Product: TLE family member 2, transcriptional corepressor a
Exons: 20
Coding region: 531-2912 (793 amino acids)
Biological process (GO): regulation of DNA-templated transcription; negative regulation of canonical Wnt signaling pathway
Cellular component (GO): nucleus; transcription regulator complex
Molecular function (GO): protein binding; transcription corepressor activity
Source: RefSeq, a predicted model, not a curated record